CGCGAUCGGGAAAACCCGCUAUUAUUCAACAGAGGAAGUUCGACUACUGUACACAAUUCCAGUUCUUAGAUUCCCCACAACAAGUCUAGGCCUACUUAAGAUGCCUUCGAGAAUUCACGUCAAGUUUGUUACAGAGCGCAUGAAUUAUUUGGAAGAACAGAUACAAGUUCUGGAACCUGUUUUGGGAAAUAUGAAAAAUGUUGUUGCAAAAAGUAAGGCGUGGCUAGAAGAAAAAACUGACCAAUCAUCUGUCAGCUACAUCGAGCUAUCACAAGAACUGGACACAGCAGCCACGGCCUUGUUGGAUGUGACGUCACAUAUUUUAGACGAGGACAACAUGGAUGUCAACAAACCAACGCCAUCUUUACCACAGCCUGACACAAUAUUUCUAACAGUAGAAUCACCAAGACAACUCAAGACACAAGACAAACAUACAGCGGUUGAAGAACAUCCUGACCUAGAGCGUAGACUCGCCUAUAUUGAAACAACACUAUCGUCACUACAGGACACACAAUACAAGUCUACAGAUGACAUAUCAGAAAUAAAACAAUGGAGAGACAACUUUGUAACAGAACAGAGUGACAUGGGGGUAAAAAUUGAACAACUGACUAAAAAACAAAAGCAGAAUUUUAAAAACCUCAGAAAACAAAUGAGUGAACAAGAUAACAAAGUAAAGGAGCUGAACAAAGAAAUUGAAAGUUUAAAAGAAAAAGAAUCCAGGCCAAACAAAACACAAGAGAAACUGUCUCAAGAUAUGAAUGAAUAUGAAAACAAAAUGCGCAAAAUAAACAAAGAGAUGCAAGAUAUAAGAGACAGUAUGAAAGACAAUAUUAAAAGCAAUUCUGAUUUGAUUGUUUCUUUACAAGAUGAAAAUAAUAAAAUCUUCGACAAAACAUCAACCCAAUUUGAAAAGUUACAAUCAAAGCACAAUGUAAUGUAUAAACUCCUACAACAAAGAUUGAUGCCCAUUGACAAACUGAUUCAAAUCUUUAACCAGAACUUGGAAACUAGGGAAGAAAAUUUAAAUAAGCUGGGUGAACUUGAAAAUACUAUUUCAAAGUUGUCUAACGAUUUUCAUCUCAUAGAGUCACGUGUAUGUAACAGAUAUUAUGCUUGUCAUGUGGAUCUUGCUCAUUUCACAACUGCCAGUGUUGGAUCAAUUAUUUCAACAUUUGAUGAAGUACGUGAAUAUAACGGUCAACACUUUAAUCAAACAACAGGAAAAUUUGUAUCACCACAUGAUGGUUUAUAUCUCGUCUGUGUAGCUCUAAAUGAAUGGGACGAUGAACUGAUUAGAGUCGCUGUGGUGGCUGGAGACGUGUGGCGUAAGACUAUAGAAGUGAAAUGUGCCGACACUAGCGCUGCUGGGUCAGUGGUUGUUGACAUGAAGAAAGGGGAAGAACUUUACUUGAAAGUGUUUCGCGCAGGUCAAGACGCAACUUUAUCCUUUUACAUAUCAUUGAAUCAGUAA
Messenger RNA from Physella acuta, 1471 nucleotides. Its product is annotated as putative leucine-rich repeat-containing protein DDB_G0290503. The record is from RefSeq and is a predicted model, not a curated record. Gene Ontology annotation, molecular function: protein binding. NCBI's taxonomy places the organism in Eukaryota, Metazoa, Mollusca, Gastropoda, Physidae.